CACAAGCGGUGUCUAUCGCACAGCGCUCUUUUGAGAACAUUACUAUGAGAGCAUGACUUGUUUACCACUGGUCGUGAUAUUAUUAUUUUUACAGGUAUGCUGGAUAGCUAGAGCUCAACGUUCACACAAUGGGCAGUGUAUCACUACAGAUGACAGGUUCAACAUCAGCUGUUUGAUCAUCAACCUGGAGUAUAUUGAAUGCACCUGGAACAAACCACAAAUGCAGCAGAUAAACUACACCUUCAGCAGUAUGUUUUCCGGUGAAUCACUCCGUGAGUGUACAGAGUACCUCCAGGAGGACGGUCAGAAUGUAGGGUGCAGGAUGUUUCCUAACCUCCCAAUAAAGCGGUUUGAUAAGUUUUACACAAAUCUCUCUGUUGGAGGAAAUUUGACAACCUGUAAAGAUUACGCAGAGCUAAAACAAAGAGUGAAGCUCAGCCCUCCCUAUAACCUGUCCGUGUCUGCGAAGAAUAAAGGCGAAGCAGUCUGUGUGACUUGGAUAAGGAAUAAUACCAAGAACAAAAAAUGUGUGGAGGAUGUGGUAGGCUAUCAGAAAGCCUCUGGCCCAUGGAAGAUCAUUAAACCAAAGGACCCAAAUUCAUACUGCUUGUCUAUGGUCUCCAGUGGCGUUGUGUAUACGUUCAAAGUACAAAGCAGAAUGUCAGAGAGUUGUGGUGCUUCGGAUAUUUUGAAUGAUUGGAGUCAUCCAGUGCAGUGGAAUAACCCCAAGCCUACCAAUAAACCGAAUACAUCACAGCCGCAGGUGUACUGGCAUGUGUUGGGGUCUGUUCUGGGAGUCAUUAUCCUCAUCAGCCUUUCUUUGCUGUUGUACUAUAGUGAACGGAUUAAAGUUGUUUUCGUUCCUGUGGUACCUGACCCAAGCAAGAGCCUACAGGAUUUAUUUAAGAAAUAUAAUGGCAAUGUUGAGAGCUGGGUUUAUAUCUCCCGAGAGCUGAAGGAGGCUUUCGAGCCUGAUUACACAGAGUCUCCAUGUGUUGUAUGUGAACCAAGUCCCACUUUAAAGACUAAAACUGCGGAUGCUCCUAUGAAGCAGCCUGCCUCUUAAACUCUACUGUACACAUUUGUUGUUUUUAAUUACUCCAAGUCAAUGAGUUUCUUUUCUGUUCAGCAUGUUUGCAAUGGUGAUGCACAACCUCAGCCUUGAUGCAGACGUGCCGUAGCAAAAACCUUUAUGCCUGUUAGCACUAGGUUUUGCUUGGAAGUCUUUGAAAGGCUUGAUUUUUAAACAGAUGUUGUCAUGGGUACUUGACUUUGAAUAAAUAACUGAAGAGUA
Clarias gariepinus (North African catfish) is the source of this 1294-nucleotide messenger RNA. It is a transcript of the gene il2rgb, whose product is annotated as interleukin 2 receptor, gamma b. Gene Ontology annotation, cellular component: external side of plasma membrane. Bases 53 to 1066 code for a protein of 337 amino acids. Gene Ontology annotation, molecular function: cytokine receptor activity; protein binding. The transcript has 8 exons. Lineage: Eukaryota; Metazoa; Chordata; Actinopteri; Siluriformes; Clariidae. Gene Ontology annotation, biological process: cytokine-mediated signaling pathway. The record is from RefSeq and is a predicted model, not a curated record.